AUGAGGCUCACAAAUGGGAAGGCAAGCGGCGACGAUUGUCCUCUAGCGCUUGUCGGUCUAGGAAAUGUUGCAGUUUGCCUGGCGUUGAACAUUGUAACUACACUGCGGUGCUGCGGGGGCUACGUGAAAGCUGUAGAAAGCGGAUAUGUUGAUAUGUUCACACUCACCGACAUGUCAAAGAAGCGUAAAUACAAGAGUACCAAAUGGAGAAUUUAUGAUGAGCAGUUUAGACGUAAACAAGAUUAUUUGGACGUGAUUGACUUUGGCUGCAAGGAUGUGGAGGUUCCUCUGGACAUUAUGAGGUCAGCUCAGGGAACGAUGGCGUCUGCUGAUCUGAGACAGGAGCUGGUCUGUUCCAUCUGCCUGAGCCUUUAUACAGAUCCUGUCACCCUGAGAUGUGGCCACAACUUCUGCCGGGUCUGUAUUAAUCGUGCGCUGGAUUCACAGGAUGAGUCUGGAGAAUAUACCUGUCCUGACUGCAGAAAAGAGUUUCGAAGGCGUCCUGCCCUGGAGAAAAACAGGAAGCUCUGCAACAUAGUAGAACAUGUCCGCUCUAUUCCAGAAAUGGGAUGUUCUGCACCUACUGCAGAGCACCCCAGUGGAACUGGAAUAGAGGAAACUGGGGUGUUCUGUACUUACUGUGUCCAAUCUCCAGUACCUGCUCUUAAAAGCUGCAUCAAGUGUGAGGCUUCUCUGUGUGAUACACAUUGCAGGACACACAACAAGUCAGCAGAACACGUCUUAGUCGACCAAACUAAUUCCUUGGUGAAGAGAAAAUGUUACAUCCAUCAGAAGGUCAUGGAGUAUUACUGCACUGAGGAUGCCUCCUGCAUCUCUGCGUCCUGCAGGCUGGAUGGAGAACAUCAGGGACACAAGGUGGAGACGCUGGCUGUGGCCUCUGAGAAGAAGGUAAAGCUGAGAGAUAUUCUGCAGAAACUGGCCACAAAGAGAGAGGAGACUGAGAUAAGAGUGCAGAGUCUACAGGAGCGCAAGAGAGAAGAUCAGAGAAAAGCAGCUGGUGUAACGGAGAGAGUCACUGCCCUGUUUAGAGACAUCAGGAGACAGAUGGAGGACCUGGAGGUGAGAGUCCUGAGUGAGAUCUCCAGGCAGAAACAGCGCAUUUCACUCUCAGUCUCUGAUCAGAUCCAGCAGCUGGAAAUAAAGAAGGACGAGCUGUCCAGGAAGAUGCGUCACAUUGAGGAGCUGUGUAACAUGCCUGAUCCAGUGACUGUCUUACAGGAACCAAACGCAGGUGACUUGUGUGACACUGAGGACACAGAGAGACAUGAUAACCAGGUCCAUGGUACAGGAGAUCUGGAUGUGGGUCUUAUCUCAGGGACAUUACUCACAUUAUCUGAUAUAAUAACAGGGAUAAAUACAGGGAUCUAUGUGCAGGAUGCUACAGACAUAUUACUGGAUGUAGCCACAGCUGGUAAUAAUGUACAGAUAUCAGGUGACAGGAAAACUGCAUCCAGGUCACCAAACCAGAAUCACCCAGUAACACCAGAGAGAUUUCAGUAUGAUCAGGUAAUAAGCAGAAGGGGAUUCUCCUCAGGGCGACAUUACUGGGAGGUGAAUGUCAGUAAGUCAGUGUUCUGGAUGUUGGGGAUGUGUUACCCCAGUAUAGACCGGAGAGGAUAUCAGUCAUAUAUUGGGGAUAAUAACAAGUCCUGGUGCCUGUGUAGGGGGAGGUAUAAUCAGUACUCAGUGAGACAUGACAGGACAGAGAUCCAGUUACCUGACAACAUUCCCUAUGACAGAGUGAGGGUAUAUCUGGAUUAUGAGGCAGGACAGCUGUCCUUUUAUUCUCUGUGUGACCCCAUCAGACACUUACACACCUACACUGCCGCCCUUACGGAGCCCCUCCAUGCUGCAUUAUAUGUAGGGGACGGGUGUAUAACUGUAUGUGGGGGAGUCAGGAGCUGGGAGACAUUACCGUAA
This is a messenger RNA of Pseudophryne corroboree (corroboree frog), 1941 nucleotides long. Its product is annotated as E3 ubiquitin-protein ligase TRIM68-like. The transcript has 3 exons. Gene Ontology annotation, molecular function: zinc ion binding; protein binding. The record is from RefSeq and is a predicted model, not a curated record. The coding region runs from base 1 to 1941 and encodes 646 amino acids. Lineage: Eukaryota; Metazoa; Chordata; Amphibia; Anura; Myobatrachidae.